CGCUGUCGUGUGGAUAACAUUGUAUCUGACGUGCUAAUAAUAAUAUUCAUUGAUUUCCCUUAUUCGCACGGUGAAGCUUACCAAUUUGUGCGAUAGUCCACCUCAAAUUAAAAAAAAAAAAGUUGCAGAUGUGUCCUUUUGAAUGAGAAAAGAACCGAUAUUAAUUUUAAACUUCUCUCAACAGUGGUAUUUCCACAAUGGAAAACGUACUCAUAGUUGGGCGACAAUUUAGCGAUUUUAAUGAGCUUCAGAAUGCAAUCAGACAGUUGGAAGCAGAGACCCAUGCGAAAUUCGUCAUUGGUUCAAGCAGGAAGGCUGAGUCGAGAAACAAGACGUUAUCCACGAAGAAUAUCGCUUAUCACCCCAAAUUCGUCUAUACCAGCGUGUCUUUCGCCUGCAAACACUAUGGCCAAGCGAGAAAAAGACCAGGGCUCGGGGUUCGGCCAAAUCAAAGGUCUUUUAAAUUGGAUUGCCCUGCCCGUGUGCUGGCCUAUGCUGACAGACACAAAGACUGCUUCGUGAUCUCCAAAUCCUGCCUUACUCACAACCAUGACGUCAGCGCAGACGCUUACAACCAGUAUCCUGAGUCUCGCCGGCUAAGCCAAACGGAAAAGGAAAAAGCAGAGGAAUUACUGCGACUUAAUCUUUCUCCAGCUAAAGUGAAGGAUUACUUGAAUUCAUUGACCGGCAAAUGCAUCACAGCCAAGGAUAUAUAUAAUUUGAAACUGAAGCUCAGCAGCGUCGACACAAAGAAGGAUUCUAGCCUGUCAAUUUCACACCCAGAUGUGGUCCGACGCGUUAUCAAAGACGAAGAUUUCGCUUGCGACGCUUAUGAGGACAAGUCUGACUGUACUGUCCCAGAUGAGAAUCGCUGGAGCCCAGCUCUUCCCGGCGUUAACAGCGUCGACGCAAUUAACUUUGGAAAAUGUAACCAGCAAAUUGAUAAACCAGCAUUCAAGACACAGGCUUCUCAGACCGAAGUACCAUGUAAAUGUCGCGGUGCAGUUAGCUCGAAGACAAUGACGUCAAACACCAGCAAAAUGGAGAAGCCUCUUUCUCUGAUAUGGGGGUGCGAAUUGAAUGACAAAAACAAGACGGCUACCUUUGUAUCAGAUGACACGAAAUAUCAACACCAACUGGCAUUGAGGACGAUCUGCUUGGGCGCAGAAGCCAAAGACGAGUUCAAUGUGGUCGAAAUCGUGCCAGGCGAGGGAGAGGGUGCGGAUGCGAAGCCAGUCCCGCUUGCAACUUUGAAGAGUUCGGUCAUGCCAACGGUGACUAUAUCCGGAAUUGAACUCCCCCCUCAGGUUACAUUUAGGCUUAAAGCUGGUUCUGGCCCGGUUUAUAUCAGUGCACAACAUAUAUUGGAGGAAGAUUUAUCCUUUGACGAAGAGGAUGGUGAAGAGGAGGAGGAUGAAGAAGUGGAUGAGGAAAUUGAGGAAAGUCCUCCCAAACCAGUAAAGAGGGCAGCCUCCAAUAAAAAAUCAGCACCAACGAAGAGAAAGAACACUGACGAGGAGGAGGAUGAGGAGGAAGAACUGGCUUCGGAGGAGGAAAGCCCACCUAAAAAGGGCAAAGGAAGAGGAAGGAAACCAGCUGCCAAGAAGUAGUUGCAGUUUUUCAGUUAAAUGUCUUUGGCGUGACAAAGGAGAUGGCUGCUGGAAUGACCUGCUUUGGAACCUGGUGACAGUCUGUGAGUGGAAACAGGAGCUGGACUUUAUUUGUUUAGUGUUUAAGUGCUGUCUCUUGGGGUGUCUAGUUACUCUGCUCUCCGUCCUGACCCCUCUGACCUUCCCACACCAGCUAAGCUAAGCCAAUUACUUCCAUUGCUUUGUGUGCGAUCGUGAACGCAACUGUAAGCUUUUGACUCAUCAAAAAUAACACAAAAAAAAAAUACAUUUCCGCUACUUAGUAUGCAAACCAAAACUAAUUUGAAUUUGAAAGAUGAUAAUAUUCAUAUUUGAUAUAUCAAACUAGGAAAAAAAAGAAACCAUUGCAUCAUUUAUGAUAGUUUUGGUCUAGUAAAUCUCAAAACAUACUUUUCUGUAAAUAUAAUACAUGUAAACCUACAUUUAAAGUAUGUGCAAACACACAGUUUUCCACUCUCCACGUGCCUGUCUAUAAUAGUUUCUGAUAUUUGUAUUGAAUUGGGCUAAUCAGUGUCGGAUAUAAAUAUGCCAUUGUUAAAAUAUACACGGUUACUGGAUUUCUUUCUUGUGUUUUGCAUUUACCAAUGGGUCAUU
Messenger RNA from Polyodon spathula (Mississippi paddlefish), 2243 nucleotides. RefSeq lists its product as uncharacterized. Gene Ontology annotation, cellular component: nucleoplasm; cytoplasm; nucleolus. The record is from RefSeq and is a predicted model, not a curated record. Lineage: Eukaryota; Metazoa; Chordata; Actinopteri; Acipenseriformes; Polyodontidae. Gene Ontology annotation, molecular function: RNA binding; chromatin binding; histone binding. Bases 198 to 1610 code for a protein of 470 amino acids. The transcript has 12 exons. Gene Ontology annotation, biological process: positive regulation of DNA replication; chromatin remodeling.